This is a messenger RNA of Stegastes partitus (bicolor damselfish), 2338 nucleotides long. It is a transcript of the gene slc18a2, whose product is annotated as solute carrier family 18 member 2. The transcript is spliced from 18 exons. The record is from RefSeq and is a predicted model, not a curated record. Gene Ontology annotation, cellular component: terminal bouton; synaptic vesicle membrane. NCBI's taxonomy places the organism in Eukaryota, Metazoa, Chordata, Actinopteri, Pomacentridae. Gene Ontology annotation, biological process: xenobiotic transport; transmembrane transport; aminergic neurotransmitter loading into synaptic vesicle. Gene Ontology annotation, molecular function: xenobiotic transmembrane transporter activity; serotonin:sodium:chloride symporter activity. Bases 1 to 1683 code for a protein of 560 amino acids.
AUGGUGCUGGGAUGUGAUCAGAAACUUCAUGUGUUUGUGUCAGGCUCCUAUGUGCAGCACAAGUGGCUAGAGUCAGAUUUGGGACAGUAUGGUGAACCUUGCAGAGCAGUGGUGUUGCACCUCCAGAUUGUCCAGAGCGUCACAUCACACCAGGCUCUAGACUUGAAGGGUGCUGCUCAUCUCCAACACUUCAACAACAGCACUGAGGAUCUACAAUAUGAGAUCCGACAGCUGAAGAGAGUUCUUGAAAGAAGGAAAACAAUUCCCAUAAUUCCCAGCUACCUGUACAACCUGGAUGAGUCAACAGAUGUAGCGCUGAGGAACAACACCCUGUCACAGCAGGAUCCUCCCGGAUCCUUCCACAGCAUUGUGUCCUUAUACGACAACACUGUCAGGUUGUCAGGCUCCAACACCACAGCCAAGUCUACUGAGCUGGUCCCUCCAACCCCUGCUGCUGCAGCGCUACCACAGAACUCCUCUGACUGUCCCCAGUCCACCAGCAAGCUGCUGAAUGAAAAUGUCAAAGUGGGAAUGCUGUUUGCUUCCAAGGCCACUGUGCAGCUCCUGACCAACCCCUUCAUAGGGCCACUCACUAACAGAAUAGGAUACCAACUUCCUAUAUUCAUCGGCUUCUGUAUCAUGUUCUUAUCAACUAUCAUGUUUGCUUUCUCGUCGAGCUACGCUCUGCUGUUUCUGGCCAGAUCGCUUCAAGGUGUGGGCUCCUCCUGCUCCUCUGUGGCAGGGAUGGGAAUGCUUGCUAGUGUGUACACAGAUGAUGAGGAGAGAGGCCACGCCAUCGGGAUCGCCUUGGGAGGUCUGGCAUUAGGAGUGUUAGUUGGACCCCCAUUUGGCAGUGUGAUGUACGAGUUUGUUGGGAAGACUGCUCCUUUCCUUAUUUUGGCUUUCCUGGCUGUGUUUGACGGAGCUCUACAGCUCUUUGUUCUUCAGCCCACCAAGGUGGAACCAGAGAGCCAGAAGGGGACCCCGCUGCUGACACUAAUGAAGGAUCCAUACAUUCUAAUCGCAGCUGGUGCCAUUUGUUUUGGAAAUAUGGCUAUUGCCAUGAUGGAGCCAACGCUGCCAAUCUGGAUGAUGGAGACCAUGUGUGCCAGGAAAUGGCAGCUAGGCGUCGCUUUCUUGCCAGCGUCCAUCUCCUACCUUAUUGGAACCAACAUCUUCGGCACAUUGGCGCACAAGAUGGGGAGAUGGCUUUGUGCUCUCAUUGGAAUGAUGGUGGUUGGAAUGAGUGUAAUAUGUGUCCCAUUUGCCAAAGACAUCUAUGGUCUGAUUCUUCCAAACUUUGGCGUUGGUUUUGCUAUUGGAAUGGUGGAUUCCUCUAUGAUGCCAAUAAUGGGUUACUUGGUGGACCUGCGGCAUGUGUCUGUUUAUGGAAGUGUGUAUGCCAUUGCUGAUGUGGCUUUCUGCAUGGGCUUCGCUUUAGGUCCAUCUAUCGGAGGGUCCAUAGCUGAGAGUAUCGGCUUCCCCUGGCUGAUGACCAUGAUCGGAGUCGUGGAUAUUUUCUUUGCUCCUCUCUGUCUCUUCCUCAGAAAUCCACCAGGACAAGAAGAGAAAAUUGCCAUUUUGAUGGACACCAACUGUUCAAUGAAGACAAGGUCCUACUCCACACAGGGGACGUACUACCAGGGUGAAAACAUGGAUCCAGAAUAUGAUGAUUAUGAUUAACAGGACAUCAGCCAUGCAGGUUAACCCUUCAGAGGAUCUAUUUUGUUGUACAAAAAAAGAAGGAACACAGAAGAAAACAACAAAGAAACAAAACAGCCAAGAUAUUUCUAUGUGAAUGUCCUGCGUUCAGUCCUCACUGUUCAGUGUCCUCUUAGCAGUUGUACUGGAGCAAAACCAAAGUUGUUCUUGAUCUGUGGUUGCAAGUGUAUUGUGUGAGAGAUAUUUUUUUAGCCAACAGCCUUAUUAAGUAGAGAGAUAGAGUAGGAGGGUGAAAUGAGUACGCUUUGCUGGUUUGUUUUGAAUACAGAUGUGUCUUAAUCCAUGUGUUGGCCAUUAAGUGUUAUCUACUGUAUGUCAGCGAUACUGUCCGCAGUAUUAUUCACAGAAUUUGAAGUGCAAGUUGGUAUUAUAAUGGGUGAUUGUGUGGCAUGUUUAGGAACUGAUGUAUGUCAAAAUCCAGGAAGAUUGCUCAGUCUGUUUGCAUUGAUAGAACUCUAAAAGUACAAACCAGAGGCCUCCCCCAGUCCAACUGUAGAGGCCAAGCUACCCAGAUAGAUCAACACAUCUGACCUGCUGAAGAAAGUGAAGUGAAACCUAUUCUAGAUGAGAUCAUCCCAAUAUGAACACAAACUGUAUGUUUUUUGCAUCUUGGCAA